AUUAAUGAGUUUGUUUACAUUAAUAAUGGGCUCAUCUGAGUGACUAUGAGAACAACCCACAUAUAAUAUACACAACCGACAAAGUUUUUGCCUGCUAACAGACAGUUGAAAUUAAUAUUUAUAAAUUCCACAGCGUAAAAUGGUCUCGCAUAGUAUUUUAAAAUUGUAUCUAAUAUUUUUCUUAUAUAUAUGUUUUAUGUUGUCAUAUUUAGUAAUAUGUAAAUAUAUUGAAAGGUCUUGACAGGACACUAUCCUGAGAGGAGCAAGUUGCAUUUGUGAUUUUUAACAUUAAAACCAAGAUAUAUAAAACUUAUAUAUAUGCUUUCUGAUAUGUAAGUUGUUUAUUGUUGAAUCAAACAAAGAAAGUUUCAUAAAUAGGGAAAUAAAGGCUGUAAAAAUAAGAUGUCCUCCUGGUUGUCACACUUAACCUCCCAAUUCACCUCCAACCGGUUUAAAGAUCAAAGAGCUGAACAGUGUAGCAUUAUAGUGCCUAUCAUAUAUGUGUGACAAUGACGUCUCUCCUAUGUGAAGUUUUUCAAGUAGCCCAGCUAUUGAGAAAGCUUGUAAUACAGCUCUACUCUACAAAGUUCUGGGGAAAUGUGCAACCUAAAAAAACAUCUUAAUAUCUUGUUUAAAAUGCUACAAGAAUGACGGAACGAAUAAAUCGCAGGCAAAUUAUGCUGACUCAUCAUGGUGAAUGAGGUGAUUCAGCACAUGGAGAGCCAGGACAGGAAGUGGACACCAUCUUUUGAUCCGUCUCCUGAUUAAUUAUGCAUCAGCAGUGGGGAGGAGUCAGACUACGGUUGAAGUCCGACACAAACACGAGAUGCUGCAGUUUGAACAGACUAAUACCAAAGAUCAACACUUCCUUUAAGAGCUGAUUAUUGUUUGUGAGGUUACCUCUGUAAAACAUGACAAUGGCAGCUGGAUGGGACAAUCGCUCAGCGGUCGAGAGAAGCAUGUUCAUUAUGCGGAUGCUGCUGAGCCUGUUUCCUCUGGUCCUUGUGGUCUGGAAUGGUGAGGCGUUACCUGUACCAGACAAACUAUCACAAACCAAUGAGAUACUUACCAAAGACCAAAAGGACUUGCUGAAGAAGAUGAUGACGGAUAUGGCAGAGCUGAACCUCACUAGUAAAGAACUAGCUGAUCUUGACCCUGAUUUUCUGAAUGGCAAACUGGGAGAGAAUUCUGUUGUACAGCCAACCCCUAAAGAUAAAUCUCCAUGCAAGCUCUUCUUCUGGAAGUCCUUUUCCUCAUGUUAAAACUGGAAAACAGAACAGACACUGAUAAGUCUGUUGAAUCUACAGUCCUGCCUUUACAGUUUGCCAGUAUAAUAAUAAACAUUGUAUUGAAAUCAA
Molecule: messenger RNA, 1358 nt
Organism: Megalobrama amblycephala (Wuchang bream)
Lineage: Eukaryota; Metazoa; Chordata; Actinopteri; Cypriniformes; Xenocyprididae
Gene: sst6
Product: somatostatin 6
Exons: 3
Coding region: 912-1262 (116 amino acids)
Biological process (GO): regulation of cell migration
Cellular component (GO): extracellular region
Molecular function (GO): hormone activity
Source: RefSeq, a predicted model, not a curated record